UUCAGCAGAAGCAGGGACGAAUACAGAACAAAUUUUGUGUGUAUUUGUAACUAGGGCACCAGAGCAAUAGAGGAAGCCAAAAUGAGCCGGAAAAGCAAAAGGAGUUUAAAGGAGAAAUUUGCCUUGAAGAACAGCUUGGCUAAAGAAGCCCUCUCAGAAUUCCUGGGAACUUUUAUAUUGAUAGCACUUGGAUGUGGGUGUGUGGGACAGGCUGUCCUUAGCCGAGGAGUCCAUGGUGGGCCCAUGACAAUAUCAAUUGGAUUUGCAAUGGCAGUCACCAUAGCAGUGUAUGUGUCUGGAGGGGUUUCUGGUGGUCACAUAAACCCAGCCGUUUCAUUAGCCAUGUGCGUGACUGGAAGAUUAAAAUGGACCAAAUUACCAAUUUACAUAUUAGCACAACUCCUGGGAGCAUUCAUUGGAGCAGCAGCUGUCUUUGGGAUUUAUUACGAUGCCUUUAUGGAGUAUAGCAACGGAACACUUGAAGUCAUAGGACCUAAUGCAACAGCACAUAUCUUUGCAACAUAUCCAGCUCCCUAUCUGUCCCUCAUGAAUGGAUUUGCAGAUCAGGUGAUGUCAACAGCUGUUCUUCUUCUGGCCAUAUUUGCUAUUUUUGACACCAGAAAUAACGGCGUACCAAAGGGCCUGGAGCCAAUUGCAGUAGGACUUCUUAUAAUUGUUCUUACUUGCUCCUUGGGAAUGAACAGUGGCUGUGCCAUGAACCCAGCCAGGGAUCUAGGCCCAAGGCUCUUCACAGCAAUUGCAGGAUGGGGGAUGGAAGUAUUCACGGCUGGAAAUAAUUGGUGGUGGAUCCCUAUUGUUGCACCUAUGCUGGGAGGUGUACUUGGAGCAAUGACCUAUAUUGUUUUUAUUGAAAUUCAUCACUCGGAUACUCAGCCAGGAGAAGAAAAUGAUGUGUAUGAUAAAUACGAACUGACUAAUAUGGAGUAAGAAGUGAAGAAUCUUGUCUCUCAUUUUGUUGUGCAACUUUUAUGCAAAUGAUUGAUUGGACCAUUUUCUAGAACUUGUAUGCCUCAAUUAUUCACAUUUCAAAGCAGAAAACCUAUGCAGAAGACAAGUUCAAAACUGACCUCUUUCCGUGAAACAUCAGGCUAAUCAUGGGGAACUUGGAGGUGGGAAAGGUAAAUUGUUCUUUUCAUAUGGAUUUCAGAUCAAGUUAUCUCCUAGGUGAAAUUAGUAAAAUGAUGCACUGACCUGUUAAUUCAACACAUAUGAUCUUAAUCAUGUUGCCUAAUUACCUGAGAAUAGACGAGAUAUUAUUAUGAAACUGCAUGCCCAGGUAGUUAAUUGGUUCAGUGCUGAAUUAAUGUGUAAGAGCAUCUCUCUCUAUAGCCAUUAUUUAAGAAUGGCUUGUCUGAAAAUUAGAAACAAUACCCGAAUUGCUUAAAUGUCAAUUGAAGUAGUUUUAAAUAACUUAUUAAAUUUUUAUGGAUCCACUAAUUGAACAGCAAGAAAUCAACUCAGCAGUGAUGAAGUUUAGUAACUCAGAAUAUGAUCACAAAAGGUAAAAACUGUGUGUGAAUAGAUCAACACUAAAAAGACAAAGCUGUACUUCUGCACAGGUUCUUCGUUGUGAUAAUGUUCAGUUAUUCUUAAACUAUUUACAUUACAUUUAUGCUAUCCAGUAUUAAAAGCCUAACCUAGAAUAUUAAUCUGAACCUCUUCCACUGUGCUUUCUGGAUAAAAUUAAUUCCUGUGGAGAUGGGCCAGCAACAGAGUCUUACACUGUGCAGAGGUCAGCACAAGGCCUAUGUCUGUAUAAGCUUUAAAGAGGACUUCAGCUGAUGAUCUACAUUGGGUGAUUUAAUCUGCUUUGUGGGAGCAAUUUUUAUUUUGGUAGCAGUAAUUAAAAUUAUAAACUGAUCUCAGAACUAGUUGUAGAACUGAAUUCCCCAAAAAAGGCCAGAUCCACAUCAGAGUUCUGGAGAUAUAGGUUUUCUCUCACUAAGGAGAAGUGGUUGGACAUACACCGCUUUCUUAAUAUCCAGCCUUGAAAAAUGAAAUUAUUUCUGUUUAAUCAUUGUGAAUUGAAUGUAUUCAAUUAAAUCAAAGUUCAUUUCUAAUAUAUACAUACAUAUAUGGUUGGUGGCAGUGAUCAUGAAUAAAUACAUGUCCUAUUCAGUGACGUUCCUGAGCUAUUUUCAUGGCAAAACUUCAGGGUACCAGUUGAAUGCACUCAUUUUAGUGUGCUCUUCCUUUUCAAUUCCUAGAACUCUGCUCCCCAGAAUUCCACACUAUUUUCUGAUUUCACUCCUAAAGGGAGGAACCCUUCAUGUUGCCAGUAACAGCCUGUGUACUUUGGUGAGGUAACCACAAUAGUGGUUUAGAAAAUACUGUGGUCAGAAUCUGCCUCAGCAUUUGGGCAGAUCAGGCCUGUGUCACUACAUGUCUUUAUCAUGCUCCCUGGUAUGCCAAGCGAAUUCAUAGCAGCAAAAGGGUAGAAUUAGCAGGUCAAGCAAAGUUUUGCUUGCUGCAGCUGUAAGUCAGAUGCUGCUGUAUACUCAAGGGAGUACAAUUCCAAUUUUAAUUACGUUUUUGAAGAAAACUUACAAAACAGUAACGAACUCGGGUUGACUAGAGACCAUAUCAGCCAUGUGCAAAAUGCUCAUUUGAUUCAGCAUUUCUCUGCUGUGGGUUAAAAACCGAUACAGCUGCAUUAUAUCAUUAUCUGGAGAGCAGCAAUGGCAAGAAGGGAGCAUUUACAGAAUCACUCCUCAAUCUGAGCAGAGGCGGAUACAGGAGAAUCAACAGUACAACGUGGAAAUUAUUCCUAACUCUAGGCCUUAUAUUGGCAGCACAUACAAGCUGUCCUGUAUAUUGAUGAAUUGCAUUACAUAAAAUAAGAUGGUAUGUAAAACCAAUUGCAGACUGAGGCUCCUUUUGCUCCCCCUUGCAAUGAGCGCUGUCACCCUUCGGUGAUACCUGGCAGGAGCACUCCUAGGUGUCUGCCAACCAUCUGUGUCUGGAGAGGGAUUACAGAGGUAGAAACAGUCAGACGGCUACCCUCAGAUCUGAAAGGCACUUCCUCUUCCACUGAUGCCAACAUCUAACAUGAAAUAUCUGUGCAGAAAAUAGACAGCUAAGUAACCAGAAGUAACCAAUUUUGUUCAGAAUGGUAGGGGCAGGUUAUCACUUAUUGUGCUACAAUUUUGCAUAGUCAGUUCGUUUUAUAUGCCUCAUGAUAUUGCUUCCUUUAAUAUAUCAUGAAAAACGAGAGCAAAAGCAGAAUACAUCAAGAAUGAGAAAGGGACAGUUUAUUUAUACAACCUACUGAGCAACCAGCUCCCAAUUACUGUGUGUCUGUGCAUUGGUCAAUGUACAUAAAGUUGUACACUUUCUCAAAAUCCUUAUGAUCACGAUAGAUACUGCCUGUAAAUCAAUGUGAAAUCUUUUUUCUCCUACUUAUGCCAUUCCUAUGCACUGAAUUUCUAAAAAAGUGAUAUUUACUCAUCUGAAGUUAUCAACAUGCAAAACAUAAACAGUGACACACUAAUGUGAUAACAUAGCAAUAUCUAAAAUACGCUCUCAACAAGUUGUUGUCAAUUCUGUGUUUGCUUAAAGAACUUAUUUUUAAAUUUUUAUUAACCAUUACUUAUGUUUGUAAAUUCUUUGAAGACACAUGGUACUAAUAUCACAAUUCAUCCUGACUUCACAAAAGCCAGAAUUUCAUUCAGGAAUAAGGUGUUAUAGACCUGUCUCAGAUUUUACAUAAUUUACAUUUGUAAGUGUAAGAAUUAAUUCCUGCUUUAGGGACAAAACUCAGGUGAGUCUUAACUACAGAACCAUGAACAUCUCCAGAAUAUAAUGGGAACAAUAAUAAUCAUCUCAUGCCAUACGUUUACACAGACAUCAUGAUCUGUUUAGUGCAAAACAAACAAGUAUUUUUACUUUGCAUAAACUAUGCAAUUUUCUAAUAUCAACUGAUAUUCAGUGGUCACACAUGUUGAAUUAAUAUAAUACUAUUGACAACAAGAAAUAGUUUUUCAAACUGUAAGAUAUUCUGGUUAAUGAAUUAAUAUUAUUUCAGGCUUGAUUGUUUUAAUGUUGAAAAAAAAAAUCAUUUUGAGAGCAUUGCUCAACUUUCAACAUGUGUUUGUUCUUUGUCUUUUUUUGGGCAAAGUGUUUGUUCUUUAGAGCUAAACUUAGUACUGAAGUAAUUUGGAGAGUGAUCCUGCAAAUAGUACUGGGUUAAAGGUUGGCUACUGCAUGUCGUUUCAUAGAAGCCAGUGGAAUUAUUCACAACGGGAGGCAAUACAGACAAGGAUAAGUGCUCAGAGAAUCGAGCUCAGAGUGUAGUGGAAACUGUACUUUCUUGUAGUUUUGACUGUGGAUCUGGAUGAGUGUGUUGUGGUUAAAAAUAAAGAGUCAAUCCUUA
This is a messenger RNA of Tyto alba (common barn owl), 4393 nucleotides long. RefSeq names its product aquaporin 9 (gene AQP9). Bases 82 to 948 code for a protein of 288 amino acids. The transcript is spliced from 6 exons. Lineage: Eukaryota; Metazoa; Chordata; Aves; Strigiformes; Tytonidae. Gene Ontology annotation, cellular component: plasma membrane; basolateral plasma membrane. Gene Ontology annotation, molecular function: water channel activity; glycerol channel activity; urea transmembrane transporter activity. Gene Ontology annotation, biological process: water transport; glycerol transmembrane transport. The record is from RefSeq and is a predicted model, not a curated record.